CCGGAUCUGCCGGUGGUCGGCCCUCGGGGCUCGGCAGGCGGGCGCCGCGCCGAGUUUCUGCCCCUCCCGCGCGGAACGGUGGCGGGCGGGGACGGCGCCGGGAGGCCGCCUGGCCGGGAGCCUUGGUGACCGCCCGCCGCUGGCCACCGGCCGCAGGCCGCCGCGCGACCCGGAGGGGGUUAACCGCGGUCGGGCGCGGACGGGAGCGCGUGAGGCUCCGGAGCGCGAGCCCGGCGCAGCCCUCGGGAGUGCACAGGGGCGCGCGGGAGCGGGGAUGGAGGACGGCUUGGCCGGGCCCCGACACGGGGCGGCGGCGGAGGCGGCCGAGGCGCGAGCGCGGCCCGAGGUGACGCUGCGGCCCUUCGCGCCCCUCUCAGGGACUGCCGAGGCGGACGAGGGCGGCGGCGACUGGAGCUUCAUUGACUGCGAGAUGGAGGAGGUGGACCUGCAGGACCUGCCCAGCGCCACCAUCGCCUGCCACCUGGACCCGCGCGUGUUCGUGGACGGCCUGUGCCGGGCCAAAUUUGAGUCUCUCUUUAGGACAUAUGACAAGGACAUCACCUUUCAGUAUUUUAAGAGCUUCAAACGAGUCAGAAUAAACUUCAGCAACCCCUUCUCCGCAGCAGAUGCCAGGCUCCAGCUGCAUAAGACUGAGUUUCUGGGAAAGGAAAUGAAGUUAUAUUUUGCUCAGACCUUACACAUAGGAAGCUCACACCUGGCUCCGCCAAACCCCGACAAGCAGUUUCUGAUCUCCCCUCCCGCCUCUCCACCAGUGGGGUGGAAGCAAGUGGAAGACGCAACCCCAGUCAUAAACUAUGAUCUCUUAUAUGCUAUCUCCAAGCUGGGGCCAGGGGAAAAGUAUGAAUUGCACGCAGCGACUGACACCACUCCCAGCGUGGUGGUCCACGUAUGUGAGAGCGAUGAAGAGAAGGAGGAAGAAGAGGAGAUGGAGCGAAUGAAGAGACCCAAGCCAAAAAUUAUCCAGACCAGGAGGCCGGAGUACACGCCAAUCCACCUCAGCUGAACUGGCACGGGACGAGGAUGCAUUCCAGAUCAUACUCACGGGAGGAAUCUUUUGCUAUGGAGGUGGCCGGUCACGACUUCUUCGGAGGUGGGAGCCGAGAUCGGGGUGGCAGAAAUCCCAGUUCAUGUUGCUCAGAAGAGAAUCAAGGCCAUGUCCCCUUGUUCUAAUGCUGCACACCAGUGACUGUUCAUGGCACCCGGGAAUGGCUUGGGCCAAUCCCCAAGUUUGUGGUGAUUGCACAAGGACAUUUGGGACUGUCUUGAGAAAACUGAUCAUGAUAGUGUUUUGUACUUGUUCUUCUCUGGUAGGUUCUGUCUGUGCCAAGGGCAGGCUGGUCAGUGGGUUCGGGAGAGAGCUUCCUGUUUCUAAGCAGCCCACAGGGUCCACUCUCUACCGGUGGGAAGAGGUACCACAGGAAGCCACCUAGUGCAGAGAGGUCGUGAAAACAGCAGCAAUGCAGCGUGGAAAUUGUCGUGUUUCCUUUCUUCCCUCAUGUUCUCAUGUUUGUGCAUGUAUAUUACAGAUUUUCAAAACUAACCUUUGUUCGUGUAUGAAGUUACACCCUUGUUUUACAUCUUUUGGGAAGCCAGGAAAGCAUCUGGAAAACGUAUCGUCUUUCCCAGAUUCUCAGAUUCUCGACGCUCUUUGCAACAGCACUCGCUGGUGGAACGCUUCCUGGAAUACCUUCACCCAGUGUCCUAAACUGUGCAACAUGUAACCUGUGCUUCUGCAAAAGCAGUCGAUCUGAAGUUCCUCUGUAGUGUUUAGCUUAGACAAUUCAGAGAAUAGCAGUUUCACUGCCAACUUGUAGUGGGUGAGACAUUUUAGUUUAGGUGUUUGGGGUCGGACAUCAGUUUCUGUUAUUUCUUUGGUGUGGUGGUUUCUAUACAUGAAUCGUAGCCAAAAACUUUUUUGGAAACUGUUGGUUGGUUUUUUUACCCCACUAAGACAUCAAGAAAAAGCUUGUAAAUAAAGCUGAUAGCAUAUAUUCAUACCUGUUGUACGCUUGAGUGAAAAGUAUGGCAGUGGGAGACUGAGUUGUAUUAAUCUACCUGUGAAUCGUGUGUCGUAGAAAGUGCUGUCCCCAUGUCUAACAGGACUUGAAUUCAAAGCAUGUCAAGUGGAUAGUAGCUCUGUGGUGAUAUGAGAGGGAUGCAGUGCCUUUCCCCAUUAAUUCCUGCUGGAAUUCUUAUACUAGGUUUAACAUUUGUAAUUUUUUUCUAGUUGUAACGUGUAUGUCUGGUAAAUAGGUAUUAUAUUUUGGCCUUACAAUACCAUAACAAAGUUUGUCAUUUUGAAAUACCUAAUGCCAAGUAACAAUGCAUGCUUUGGAAAUUUGGGAGAUGGUUUUAUUAAAUGCUUUGAUGGUUUAUAUCAAGAAAUUGAUUGAACAUUCUCACACCCUGUUUAUGGUACUUGGUAUGAGGGAGCCUGUUUGGGAGAGACCAUGGCAUCACCGUCCAGGUGUUUCAAGUUAAGUGCUUUUAAACUGGAGAGGCUAACCUCAAAAAAUAUUUUUUUUAACUGCAUUCUAUAAUAAAUGGGCACAGUAUGCUCCUUA
Molecule: messenger RNA, 2585 nt
Organism: Saimiri boliviensis boliviensis (Bolivian squirrel monkey)
Lineage: Eukaryota; Metazoa; Chordata; Mammalia; Primates; Cebidae
Gene: RCAN1
Product: regulator of calcineurin 1
Biological process (GO): calcium-mediated signaling
Cellular component (GO): nucleus; cytoplasm
Molecular function (GO): nucleic acid binding; calcium-dependent protein serine/threonine phosphatase regulator activity
Source: RefSeq, a predicted model, not a curated record